AUGAGGGUGUCAGCGCCCCGAGGGCGUCCGGGGUGGAGCGCGGGGGGCGGGCCCAACCGCGGGGCCCUGCGGGGCAGGGGGUCUGACAUCUGGGCCGAGGGCGCGCCGCAGCCAGCCCGCCCCGGGGUCGGGGGGAGAGUCGGGAGAACCCCCGCGGCGUCCAGCGGCGACCGCGGGUGCCCCCGGCCGCCGGCGGCGGGGUGGGUGGGCGGGCGGGAGGGAGGGAGGGGAAGGCUGGCGGACGCCGCGGCGAGCUGGUGGGCAGACCCGGAGUCGCCGCGUAAGCGGGGCCGGCUCAGUGCGGUGCGGCAGGCGCGGCCGUGCGGCGGCGGAAGUCCUUUGUUGCAGCGCCGUCCCUGGCGGAGCCCGAGUGUCUCGGCGCAGCCCUGCCGAGCGCCGCGCGCCGUCAACUGCAGCCCCGCGCCUCCUCGGCUCCGCCCGCCUUCUUCCCCGCCUGCCCCAAACUCCUCUCGGACCUCCGCGGCCGCGCGUCCCGCCGCGCCCGCUCUCCGAGACUGCUUAGAAUUUCCUGAGCCGAAGUUUGAGGCACCCUGA
Molecule: messenger RNA, 555 nt
Organism: Psammomys obesus (fat sand rat)
Lineage: Eukaryota; Metazoa; Chordata; Mammalia; Rodentia; Muridae
Exons: 3
Coding region: 1-555 (184 amino acids)
Source: RefSeq, a predicted model, not a curated record